AUGCCGCCCAUGGCUAUGCCCGGCAUGAUGGGCAUGGGAAUGUACGGCUACCCAGAUCCCGCGAAGGUGGAUGCCCUUGAGCGAUCGGUGAAGGAUUUGCAGGACAAGAUGAAGGAGAUGAAAGAUGCGCUGGAUACCGAACGACAGGAGCGGUCCAAGGUGGAUCUCAUGGUGCAGUUCAUGGAGAAGCGACUCCAGGAGGAGGAAGCGCGCUCCAACCGAGCUGAAUCUCGUGCUGCAGCAGCAGAGGCUCAAGUGAGGCAAAUGGAGAAUGUGGUUGAAGGACUUCGAAGAUCUGUGGAAAGGUUGCAACCAGAUGAUUCAAGGCUUCUUGGGAGUCUUCAGAAGAACCUGGAAGAACAGCUUGCCCCUCUUCGACAAGGCCUGAAACAGAAAGCCAGUGAUGAGAGUCUGCACAUCCUUGCAAAGGUUUUGGAACAGAACCGAGACGCUGAGUCCAGCAGUUCAUUGAAGCAGCGGCUGGAGGCGGUGGAAGCGAGACUUGAAAGACUAGGACAUGAACCUCCCAUCAUCUCGAUGACAAGGCCUCCAAUGGACCGUGCCGCCUAUUUCCAGAGUUUGCACGUCCAGCAAACUGGCCGGCGCCUGGCCAAUGGAUGUGAGGAAGAGCCACAGCAGAGCACUGUGUACCUGGCCGAUCCUAAGCCGCUUCUGAGACGCAUUCCAUGA
Messenger RNA from Cladocopium goreaui, 690 nucleotides. Lineage: Eukaryota; Dinophyceae; Suessiales; Symbiodiniaceae. The record is from the annotation of a GenBank genome assembly.